Molecule: messenger RNA, 3713 nt
Organism: Pungitius pungitius (ninespine stickleback)
Lineage: Eukaryota; Metazoa; Chordata; Actinopteri; Perciformes; Gasterosteidae
Gene: nags
Product: N-acetylglutamate synthase
Exons: 8
Coding region: 142-1686 (514 amino acids)
Biological process (GO): glutamate metabolic process; L-arginine biosynthetic process
Cellular component (GO): mitochondrial matrix
Molecular function (GO): L-glutamate N-acetyltransferase activity, acting on acetyl-CoA as donor
Source: RefSeq, a predicted model, not a curated record
CUUAGUUCUGACAAAUGAGAACCGCCGACUCAGCAGCGUGUUUGAAACUUUCUCCACGCCGACUGCGAGCUGCUAGCACCCGGCUGCUGAACUCAUGCGGUCCUCUUCGACUCCUGCCGUCAGCCCGAGGGACCCAGCAACAUGGCCAAAGUGACCAGCAGCGCCUCCGGUUGUCGAGCCAUGGUAAAGGCGGGGAGGUACCUGUCCGCCCCGUCUCUGACCCGGUGCCCCGGCGGUCAGCAGCGGCGGGACAAGCUCGGUCCGCAGCCGCGAACGAUGAGCGCCGACGCCGCCAGUGCGGGAGGAAACGCCGUGGCUUCGGCCCAGCGCGAGCGGCCGGGAAGUCUCGCCGCCUCCGGCAGACAAGCGCCGGCCAAGCGGAAUCUCAUUUACCGGGACGUGAAGGCGUUCCUUAACGAGGUCGGGGGAAACCCCCGGGAGGCCCGGUACUGGCUGACCCAGUUCCAGAGAGCGACUUCGGCUCAGUCUACUGCUUUUGCCGUUCUGGAGGUGGACAGCUCCGUGUUCACCAGCAGCGAAAUGGUCCACAGCCUGGCCUUCGGGCUCUCCUUCCUGCAGCGCAUGGACAUGAAGCCAGUGGUGGUGAUGGGCCGGGCCGCCGUCGAGGAGGUGGGCCCGACGGAGCCGCUGGCCGGGUCCCCGUGCGAGCGCGGGCUGGUGGAGCGGAGCCAGCAGCUGACGGAGGCUCUGCAGCAGCACUCGGCCUCCGUCCUGCCGCUGUUCUCCGCAGAGUCCGUCCUCCUCCUCCACGGAGCCUCGUGCGGGAGCAGCGCUCCGCCCUCGGUCGCCGUGGACACCGGCCUCCUGCAGUGGAGCCUGAACUGCGGGAUGAUCCCAGUAGUGUGCCCGGUGGGGAGGGACCAGCGGGGCUGCUCGGUGGCUCUGGACCAGACCGAGGUGACGGCCGCUCUCGCCCGGGCCCUGCAGCCCCACAAGGUCAUGUUCCUGAACAAGUCCGGAGGUCUCCGCAGCCGAGAGAACAAGGUGCUGGACAUAGUGUCGUUGCCCAGCGACCUGCCCGGUCUGUCCACGGCGGCGUGGCUGAGCGCCGCCGAGCGCCGCAGGGUGACGGCCAUCGCCAUGCUGCUCAAUCAGCUGCUGACCGAGUCCUCGGCGGUGAUCACCUCGGCGGACACGCUGCUGACCGAGCUGUUCAGCCACAGAGGGUCGGGGACGCUCUUUAAAAACGGAGAUCCCAUACACCGGUACAGCUCCCUGGACGGCGUGGAUUGCGAGCGUCUGUUGGCCCUCGUCAACGUGUCGUUUGACAAAACGCUGAGCCGCGACUACAUCGACUCCCUGAAGGGACGGCUGCACUCCAUCUAUCUCUCCGAAGGCUACAGCGCGGCGGCCAUCGUCACCAUGGAGCCGGUGAACAGCGGCACCCCCUACCUCGAUAAGUUUGUGGUGAGCAGCAGCAAGCAGGGUCAGGGCACCAGCCAUGUCCUAUGGGAAUGUAUCCGACAGGACCUGGGCAAGCUGUUCUGGAGGUCGAGAGCCACCAACAGGAUCAACCCCUGGUACUUCAAACAUUGUGAUGGCAGCUUCGUUAACGGCAUGUGGACCGUCUUCUGGUUCGGUCUCACCGACAUCCGAGAUUCCUACGAGCUGGUGGAGUACGCCAAGAAUCUCCCCGACUCCUUCCGCGCCUCCGGCGGGUCCUGAGCCUCAUUGACUCUCCUAUGAAUCUAUCAAUAGUGUUUCCUUAACUUUUGCUCUGAUUCUUUUUCUAGUUUGGACCGGUCUUUUUUCCCCUUGUUCUUCCUUUUAAUUACUUUGGUUUCAUACUUCUGGAACGUGGAGCUUUGAAUUAUCCUCUAUUCAGAUUACUUGGAUUAGCUCUAAAGUUCUAGUUGUUGUUUUUUUUGUGCCAAAAAACGGUUAUUCUGCUUCAUUUUAAGAACAUUUUAUUAUUAUUAUUAUUUAUUUAACAGCUCUGUCCACAGUGGAGGGAUCUCAACACUACCUACAUAUCAAAGACUGUGCGGCAUUACAAAGUGUUCCUCUCAUUUGGAAACACAAUCGGGGUGUUGUUUACAGGGGACUAUGUUUUAAUGGUGAUAUGUUUGCAUCUCAGACUUUUAAUACACAUCACUCAAACUUACACAUAGAAAGUGGAGCUCUUUUCUCAUUUAGUAUCACUGACAUGUUGGUGGCUCAUAAAUGAAAGGUUACAUGUACAGAUAGGAUUUUGCGGUCCAAACGUGUGGCUACGUUAUUCUAGUAGAAUCUGCUAGAAUGUUGUCUCACUAUACAGUUGUGGUCAAAAGUUUACAUACACUUGUAAAGAACAUAAUGUCAUGGCUCUCUUGAGUUUCCCGUUAUUUCUACAAGUCUGAUUUGUCUCUGAUAGAGUGAUUGGAACAGAUAGUUCUUUGUCACAAAAAACAUUCAUCAAGUUUGGUUCUUGUAUGACUUUAUAAUGGGUUAACAGAAAAAGCGACAAAAUCUGCUGUGUGAAAAAUAUACAUACAGCAACAUGAAUUAGAAGUUUUGGUGACUUAGAAAGUCAAUAACUUAAUGUGAGUGAUUAUGAGUGACUCCAGCUGGUGACUUCUCUAAGGCAGUGAUUCUCAACUUAAUGGGUUCCGGGCCUUUGCGUGGGAAAAUACAAUUUUGAAUUAAAAAAAAAAAUCAGAAAAAAAUUCAUCCUGUGCUUUUAUUUUGAAGGGACUUUUUUUAAUGCAGCGGAGUGUCGUCUUUUUUUGCCGGCUCGUCCGUCCAUGUUUUCAGCAGCGUGUGCCAGGUUGGGUCAAACCAUCCUGAUGUGGGAGAGACGUUGGGCUUUUUAGGAUAAUUAAACAUCCUGAAUAUAAAAUAUGAAAUUCAGCUUGUGAACUUGAUUUUGAAUAAAUUUGAGAAGUUGAGAAUGUUCCUUGAUAUGGGUCGUCAUUAAGGGGUGAUGGUGGGUCCCAGGAGCCAGACCAGUUGAGAACCACUGCUCUAAGGCCAUUUAAAUAGGGCUCAUUGGAUACAAACGCUACAGUGGCAAAGUCAAAGGAGCUCAGCAUGGAUCUGAAAAGGCAAAUAAUUGACUUGAACAAGUUCGGAAAGUCACUUGGAGACAUUUCAAAGCAGCUGCAGGUCCCAAGAGCAACAGUGCAAAUAAUUUUUUGUCAGUAUGAAGUGCGUGACACUGUAUUGACUCUGGGCGCUGAACACUUAUGCAUCCAACAGAUGUGAACUUUUUUGUUGUUGUUCAUAUUAUUAACAAAAGGUAUUUUGCACCUUCAAAGCGCUAUGCAUAUGUUGUGUUGAUCAUAUGGAAAAGUCUACUUGAAUUACAGUUUAACGAUACAAAAUGGGGAAAAAAAUCCAAGUGUGUUGAAUAUGUAUGCCAGGCACUCUAUUUAAAUACAAGAACGAAGCUUGUAUUCUUUUUUUUUUUUUCUAUUUUUUUUUUUUGCAGUAUCGAUAAAAUCCAAACUGUCACUUGCUGCAGCUUUUCCGGGCGCACCGGAGCGCACCUGAGCUGCCGCGGCUCGUUGGCGCAUCCUACGGGGAGUUAAGUAUCAGAACUGCCGGUGGCGCUCUGUGUUUCCCCAGAGAAGGAGGUCGUUCUCCCCCUGUGCUCCUUUUUGGAGAUGGUUUGGAUUUUCAACGCAGAACUAUGCCUGUGAUCAUUGAGCGUGAGUUUUUGUGAGCGCCCAUGGACUAAGGGAGUUUUUGGAGUUGCCUUCUUUAGUUCCCCC